AUGGCGGGCAGAAAACAGAAUUUUUUCCUCUCUCCUCUUUUACUGUUUCUUCAAAUAUCCUUUAAAAUGGUAAUGAAUUCUUCAAAAUUUUUCAUUUAAAAUCGGCCUGAGAUGAGGCUAUUUCAAGGAUGAACGAGGAAAAACUAUGAUAAAUUGUAUUCCCAUAUUAACCGAACAGCUGUAACCUUGUUUAAUUUUUUGAAGGUGCUAUGUGUGGAGUCUCGUGGAGACGAGUUGGUUUUCACCUUAGAGCACUGUCUGACCGAAGGUAAAUACUUUCAAAUAAGCUUAUUUUAUUUCAAGUGGUUCUUCAACAUUUUUAUAAUGCAUCAUGAUUGGUACGGUGUAUCCACAUGACCGGCGUGAGUGUGCAUGUGCAUGCGUUUUUUUUUUUAGCAUGACUGGAUUAUCAAGUAAUUGACAUUUUCUUUCAUUCCUUAGGAACAAAUGCAGUUUUUAAGCCAAGGUAAGCAAAUAUUCCAAGAGGCCAUGCAUGUUUUAGGUCAUGUGCCAUUACUUCCAUAAAGUUAAAGAAAUACAGCGGUUAUGUGUUACUCUGAAUAGUCCUGAGGCAGGAGAGGAUACAAGACCCCAUGCGGCCAAUCCAGGCUACAUUUAGUCCAGGUCAUCCCAAAGAUCCUUGUUCAAUCAAACCCAUAUCAUAUAUUUUUAAAAUUAUAUUUAUUCUUGCAAAUUGAGUAUUUUUUGUCCCUUAAGUGUAAGCCUCAGCUUUCUGGCUUCAAAACUUCAUGUACAGAACUGUUUGUUUAUUUUAUUUUGUCUGUAGGGGAACCAUUCAUGUCAAGAGUCUUAAGAGUUCCAGUGGAAUAUUUUCAGAGCAGGAAACACUCUCAUUUGAAGAUGUGAACAACCUAAGGGUAUCCAAUAAUAAUUAUUUUCAAGUGGUUAGGGUUAUGGUCGUUUACUAUGAAUGCUGGCUGUUAGCUUUAUUAACUAAAGUCAACUUACAUGCGCAUGCAGACCCAUGCAUAGGAACAUGAAAAUUCUCAACUGUAGUGUUAAAGUGCAGCUUUUGGAAGGUAACACAACCCCAGAAUAGACUGGUAGAUUCUUGAGCAGUUGCAUUCUUGGCCAAGUCACUUUAUUUUUGUUUACAGUGCCUUCUCCAUUUCCAUCCCCUCUUCCCCCCACACCCUCAAAAAUAAAUGAGCACAGAACCGGGAAACUGCUAGAGAGAACUGAUUUGGCUUUUUGUCCCAGGUUUACCUUUAAUUGACUACAGUAGUGUCACAUCAAAAAGCAGUUGCAUUUAUGCAGUCACUUAUAUUCAUUUUAUUUUUAGUAGCUAUGCCAGUUAGGCUUGUCUUAAGAUUUAUAGUUUUGAAAGGCUUGACUUAGGUAGCUUUCAGUUUGAAUGAGAAACUGAGAUCAACUUUUACUGUAACUUUUAAUUGUUUUUCUCUCCCUUGUAAUGCAGGAUUUAGCAUCAACUAAUGGUUAUUAUAGAAUACGGUUACGGCCCAAGUCUGCAGAAAGCAGUGAUGAUGUAGAUAACAGUGUUACAACAUUUGUCAAAGCUGUAAGUCUUAAUUUAGGGACCAGUGCUUUUAAAACCAGUGCUGAUGAUGGCCUUGAGUUUUGGCAUUGAUCUAUAACUUGAUGUAGUUGAUACUUAUUUGUAUUUACCAAGUGAAAGUUUGUUGUAGGCAAGACAACAAGGUUUUUACAUUUAUCUUCUUGGUUAUAUUAGUGAACAUGAUCAAGUAAUCCAACUUUUAAAACUACCUCUAAUUGGGUGUUGUUUCUCUACCUUCCAACUGCAGUGUGCACUGUUUACAUCAAGACUCACAGAGACUAUAACUCUGUCUCUUGACAAUGCAGGUGGGUAGAUCACAGCCAUCACAAUAUUGAAAUUCAUAAAGAUAGUGAAAAUUCUUAUGUGGAGACAGUGAAAAUUCUCAAAAUAACCAAUCGAAGAAGUACAUAAAGAAUAUGCAGUAACUAUUGUAAAAGAUCCCACCAUCAAAGGAAACUGCACAUAAGCCAGAUAAGAACCUCUUGAACUCAGACUUAACACAACUUUUGUUUUUGUUACAGGACACUUGUAUGGGGUUGGAUUAAUUGUCCCUGAUGGAGGCUGUGAAGCAAAGACACUCAACUUGGUUUGUCUUCAGUUUUUUUGUCCCAUUACCCAUUGUAGUUUUUUUUUGUAUAUAUUUUAAGUUUAACAUUAUGAACCUUAAUUUUAUUACAAAUCGGAACAAGCAAGGUUGGAAGCCAUAUAUUUAGUAACUUGUCUGUGAACUGUUGUCAUACUCAUCCAAAACUACCAUAAAUGCAAUGAUGAGCCAAUGCAGCCCUGUUCUUGAAGAUUCUAAGAAGCCUCCCUCUUUUAUAGGCCCCUUCUUUAACCCUUCAACUCCCAUGAGUGACCAAGAUAGAAUUUCUCCUUGCGAUAUUAAAACAAUAUGAACCAGAUAGGUGAUGAGAAUAAAGAAAAAUAUCAAUUUGAGGAUAAUUAGUUGAUCCAAUACUAAAUUCUCUGAACUAACAUUAUACAAAUUGUAAGGUUGACUUUAAGGAGAAUUACAAAUUUGAUCCAGGAGUUGAAGGGUUAAUAACCCAACCCCACCCUCAUCUCUUUGAUUCUUCUUCCUUCUUUCCCUCCCCCCUUGGAGAAACUCUAGUGUUUUUAUUCAUUUGGGUUUGUAAUGUAACGUACCAUAUGUUUUACCAAUAAUACAUUCUUUUUGUGUUUGUUUGUCCUUAAAGGAUGGAAUGAGCCUGCCAUCUAGCUUUAACACAUCUGUUGUAGUCAUGCUCCAAGGAACAGGACAACUGUAAGUGUGAAGUUAAAACUCGACAAAUGAGUUAAGAGAGCAUUUGUAAUUAUUGUUACACUGUAACAGUGUUAUGCUGUGUUUUAUCCCCCAAUACCACUUGGGGCAAAAGUGUUUAACAUACAAUUAGAAAGUUCCCAGAGAAGCUGGAAAGAAUUGCCUCAGUUGUACAUGUGUAAUAAUGUUUCAUUUGUUUACUAGUCCUGAAACAGCGACCUACAUUCAGAAACUAGAGAAGGAAAAACGAGACAAAGCAGCGGGACAGACACAGGACAACAGAUCUUUUCUGGCAAAAUAUGUAAGUUUUUUUUUUUGCACAAUGUUUUUGACAAUGCUCAAAACAUCUCUCUUUUGUUACAAAUUAAGCUCUGACAUACAGAGAAUUCUACUUUGUAUUGUGUUCUAUAAACAAAAAUUACACUUUUGACACUGCUGAUCCUAGUAGUAUAGAGUCUUUGUAGGUCAGUGGUAGAGUGUCGGAGUGCUAAUCUGAAGGUUUGAGGUAGGAUUCCAUAUGAGAACUCAGAAUCUUUUUUUUAUAUCCCAUCCUCAUGACAUGAGCUGGUCAGAAGUGAAUUGCUAAUCACUUCUGAACUAGUCAAUCAGAAUCAGCUGAAGAGCUAUUCACCUGUGUGGUAUAUACACUAAUAUUUCUUGUUCGUACAUAUGAACAUCUUACUGUAUGUAAGAAAGGUUUGUUUCAAGGUUAUGUCAGGAUACUAUUGAUAGAUAAUCAAGUGGAAUCAAGCUACAUGUUUGUGCAGGUAGUUUUGUUGUGAACAGUGACAGACAAUUAAAAAGACAUGGAAAUAUCAUAACUCAUCACAAGUCAUUUGAUUUUGGAAUCUUUUGAGGAGGUACAAGUACCAGGAACCCUGGUCAGAAAUAUUUGUUCACCUAAAUAUUCAAAUCCCUUAUUAUUGCAGUGGAUGUACAUAGUACCUGUUGUUGUGUUAAUGAUGCUCACAUCCCAGCAACCAGAGCAACAAGGAGAGGGAGGCAGUCAAUAA
Molecule: messenger RNA, 3811 nt
Organism: Pocillopora meandrina
Lineage: Eukaryota; Metazoa; Cnidaria; Anthozoa; Scleractinia; Pocilloporidae
Source: the annotation of a GenBank genome assembly